Oxyura jamaicensis (ruddy duck) is the source of this 1127-nucleotide messenger RNA. It is a transcript of the gene TMEM186, whose product is annotated as transmembrane protein 186. Gene Ontology annotation, cellular component: mitochondrion. The record is from RefSeq and is a predicted model, not a curated record. The transcript has a single exon. NCBI's taxonomy places the organism in Eukaryota, Metazoa, Chordata, Aves, Anseriformes, Anatidae. Bases 1 to 939 code for a protein of 312 amino acids.
AUGCCAAAACUCCGGCGAAGCGGAGGGGGCCGUCGUGUGGCGCUCAGCCUGCCGCCCCUGGCCCCAGCCGCCUUACAGAGGCCUCCGCCCCCCCCCCAGCCGCAGGAGGUGCGGGGCCGGCACCUCCCCUACCGGCACCGCGCUCGCUGCGGGCAGCCCGGGAGGACUCGGGGGGUGACCUGCGGGGACGUUUCCUUCCAGGUCAGGCUCUGCCGAGUUAGGACCGGUGUCCCCGCAGCGCCGUCCUCGGGGAGAUGCCUACGGAAUGAGCUCUGGGCAAGGACGCGGGAAGAAGCAGCUGCUCGCCCUGCCUGUUUCUUUGGUACCUGGGUGCGUUUACAGCCGCUGAAGCGGCAAAUCGGUGGUGUUGGUGCUCGUCUGGAGACACAGCGGGUGCCACCUGCGUGUCUGUGCACUUCGGCUCCUGCUGCUGCGGUCCAACCAGCGGCUGUAGCUGAGGAAGCAGAAGAGUUCAAAGUGGUCUACAGGUUUCCGGGGAUUAAGUACUGCAGAGUGCUGUCCAGGCUGAAGCUGCUGCAGACUGCGACAACCCUGGCUGUGCUGCCUCCCGUCUGCUACCUCUAUCUGCAAGGCCAGGUUUCUCAGACUGUCCUCCUGUAUACAACUGGCAUUGCUUUCUUUGCUGGUGUGAUGUUGUACGGUAUGAGCUAUUUUUUCAGACGAAUUAUUGGAUUUAUUUACCUAAGUGAAACUGGCAGAACUGUCAGAGUGGCCCACUUGACAUUUUGGGGAAGACGGAAUGAUAUUUACUGUCCCCUAGAGACAGUGAUGACUUCGAAUGAAGCUGGAGAUGUCAAAGGGGAGGUACUUCUCCAGUUCAAACGAUAUAACAGUAAAGAUACCUUGUAUUUUACAACUAAAUAUGGCCAGGUUGUAGACAGACAGAAGUUUAGGGAAAUAUUUGGAGAACUUCAGUGAUACAAUAACAAAUUUCCAAUAAUUCUGCUUGUUGCAUUGUUCCUUGUGCUUAUUCUUCUAUGAAGUCUUUUAUAAACUGACAUACUUAGGUCAUUUUCCUGUGUGACAUCUGCUGGUGAGCGUGCUCCGCAUGGAAAAUAGAAAUGGUAGUGAACGAGCCAAUGGAUUAAAUGUCUUUGUAGCUAGUU